UCAACAGCCGCCAUCUUGUCGCGGCUCGGUCAGCGCCGGAGAUCUCCGGGGCCCUGCGAGGACUACAGGGGAUUAGAGGGCUGCCAUUCACGACAGCGGGGGACUCCGGAGGCAGCAGAGGGGGGGCUCAUUCUUCCCCCCACGGAGGUGGCGACUAUUUUUUUUUUUCCUCCUAAUCCGAGGCCCCGUUUGGUGGCAGCAGCGGCGGCGGCUCCUUCAUUGUUUUCCCUCCCCUCCCGGAGGAGGAGGAGGAAGCAGCGAGCGCACGGUUGCGUGGGCGGGCGGAGGAGAGCACCGGAGGGGGAGGGGAACUGGAACCGAGGCCUGACGCAACCCUCUCCGGCGGCGGCGCCCCGCAGGGCCUACCCUCGGCCUGACACCCCGGCAGCCGCCACUUUUUGGGGGGCCGGAGCACCCCCAUAUUUGUCGCCCCUCCUUUCAUCGCGGGGUCAUUACCUCAUCCCACUCAGGGGUCUCCGGCUGCUCGGAUUUAAGGAGGGGGCCUGAUUUUUUUGGGCAGGAUCUGGACUAAUUUUGGGGGGUUCCCUAGUAGUCAAUCACCUGCGCCCGGAGUGACCUGCAGGGGGCGCUCUAGUAUCUUGCCGGUGAGGGUUCAUUGUAGGUCCUGAUUUUUUGGGGGGUCACUAGACUAUUUUGGGGGACCCUCGGUGUGUUGUUUUUUAAAAAUUUUUUUUUUUUUUAUAUUUUUUUACUUGUCUGCCGGUGACUUCAGCUGCCCCCCCCCUCCAGUGAGCAGUUACCCCCGGGGGCAGGGGGAGCUCUCCGGACAGGCUGUGUUUUUGGAGGGUGACAGCCGGGGGGGUGCCCUCCACUUGCUGGGAUCGGGGGGCUCUGUCCUCGGGCCCCCCUCGGGAUGCAGGACUCGGGGGGCCGCUGAGGUGUUGGCCGCUAGUAGUAGUAGUAAGAAGCCGGGAGGGGGUGGUGGCAGGGCCCGGGCAUCCCCUCCUCCUCCUCCCCUGCACGCUGCUCCUCCUCCGGGGAGGGAGUCUUGUCUGUCUUCGGUGACCGAUCAGAAAAGGGGAGAAGAUGGCCGAGAACCUGCUGGAGGGGCCGCCCAACCGGAAGAGACCCAAGCUCAGCUCGCCGGGCUUCUCCGCCAGCGCGGACAGUACAGAUUUUUCUUUCUUUGACUUGGAAAAUGACCUUCCGGACGAGUUGAUUCCAAAUGGAGAUCUCGGCCUUUUAAACACUGGCGGAGGACUAGGACAAGAUGCUUCCUCCCAAAACAAGCCGCUCUCGGACCUUCUUCGUGGAGGGAAUCCAGCGCUGGGCAUGGGAAGAGGGGGCUCUGGUAGCCCCGUACAGCAGACUAUGGGAGGGCAAGGCCAGCAGAACAGCCCAGGCCAUGGCAACCUGGGAGGCCUCAACAAGAGCCCUCUGAACCAAGGGCUGUCUGUCACCCCACCAUCGGGAUUAAACAAGCCUGCCGCUGGCACCUCUGGUCCGUCUGUUCCCACCUCGCAGUCUCAAAAGCAAGUUGGCAUGGUGGCAGGCAGCCCUGCUGCACAACAGGCAUCUGCGGGUAUCUGCAUGAACUCCAACUUCAACCAAGGGCAUCAAGCACUGUUGAAUAACAGCUCUGGGCACACACUAAUGGGCCAAGCCCAGCCGGCACAGGGACAGGUAGUGAAUGGUUCACUGGGACCUGGAAACCGAGGUCGAGGAGCGGGCUUACAGUACAGUUCACCCGCCAUGCAAGCUAAUCCAGGGAGUGUACUUGCUGAAACGUUAACACAGGGGUCGGCGACUAUGCCGGCUCACACAGGAAUGACCACCACCCAAUCGGGACCCAUGGCAAAGAUGGGACUCCAAGGCAACAACGGCCCUUUUGGACAAGCGUUCAACCAAUCACCGGGGCAACAAAUUCGAGCCCAGGGGGUAAAUCCUCAGCUUCCCAACAAGCCUGCCAUGGCAAAUAGCCUUCCACCAUUCCCUUCUGAUAUGAAAAGCUCGCCCGUCGCAAAUGUUCCGAACAUGUCUCCUUUGCAAGCGCAAGUUCAGCAAGUUGGCAUCGGCACCACACCCUCGAUGGGAACCGGCCCCACUGCCGACCCGGAAAAACGCAAACUCAUCCAGCAGCAACUGGUCCUCUUGCUGCAUGCCCACAAAUGUCAGCGGCGUGAGCAAACUAACGGUGAGAUGCGGGAUUGCGCCCUCCCACACUGCCGUACUAUGAAGAACGUGCUGAAUCACAUGACGCACUGUCAGGCCGGGAAAGCUUGCCAGGUCGCCCACUGCGCUUCCUCAAGACAGAUAAUCUCUCACUGGAAGAACUGUACGCGGCAUGAUUGUCCGGUGUGCCUCCCUUUGAAGAAUGCCAGUGACAAAAGGAACCAGCAACCUCUCCUUGGAUCUCCUUCCAGUGGAGUUCAGAAUCCCCUUGGGGCAGUAGGAACCCAACAGUCGACUCCUACCCUCAGCAGCCCCAACCCAAUUGACCCCAGCUCCAUGCAAAGGGCGUAUGCUGCACUGGGUCUUCCUUAUGGUAACCAGUCUCAGGGCCCUGGGCAGCAAGCACAGUCUCAAGUUCAUCAGCAGAUCCGUGGCAUCAACGCACUGGGUGGUAAUCAGAUGAACCUCUCCGCUGGAGGAAUGGCGACGGAACAACAGACUAACCUGCUCAAUGAAGCUUCUCUUCCCACUGCACUGGCAAAUACAAACUCCUUGUUGGGUGAUGGUAACAAUCCCAGCUCUGUUGGCAACUUGGGUACCAUGCCUACAGCAGCACCACCUUCUUCAACAGGGGUUAGGAAAGCCUGGCAUGAGCAUGUGACCCAGGACCUCCGAAACCAUCUCGUUCACAAACUAGUCCAAGCAAUCUUUCCCACUCCUGACCCUGCAGCCCUGAAAGAUCGGCGGAUGGAAAAUCUGGUGGCUUAUGCCCGGAAAGUGGAGGGUGACAUGUACGAGUCCGCCAAUAGCAGGGACGAAUAUUACCAUUUACUCGCUGAAAAAAUCUACAAAAUCCAAAAGGAACUGGAAGAGAAGCGAAGGUCGCGUUUGCAGAAACAAGGCAUUCUGGGCAACCAGACCUCUCUACAGACACCUGGUACACAGGCUCCAGCUCUUCCACAGGCAGCUGCUGCUCUUGGCCAAGCACAGCCUGUCCGGCCAGCCAAUGGCCCACUCCAAAUGUCUCCGGUUCCUAUGAGCAGGAUGCAGCUCCCUUCAGGAAUGAAUCAGUUUAACAACAUGCCCAUUGGAAAUGUACAGAUUCCUCCUGCUCCGAUGGGACCCCGUGCAGCUUCCCCGCUCAACCACCCCACACAAAUGAACAACAUGGGAUCGGUGCCGGCUAUGGCAAUGUCUCCUUCCCGCAUGUCCCAGCCACAGACCAUGAUGGGUGCACAUGGCAAUAAUCUAAUGGGUCCAGCACAGACUCAGAAUCAGUUCUUGCAACAAGGACCGUUUCAGCCCAAUAAUGGAGGCUUAGGAGUGACACUAGGGCAAACGGGGGCAGCAGCGGCUGCAGUGUCACAGCAGGGACAGGCGCCCACUGCAUCUUUGCCAAUCAGCAACUCCAUGAACAUUCUGGGCCCUCAAACCAGUCAGCUUCCAAGGCCGGCCCUCUCCCAGUCUCCCCUCCAUCAGACUUCUCCUUCUGUUGCUGCUGCUGGUAUGCCUCCUGUUCAGCACCCAACACCAGCCGGCAUGACUCCACCUCAGCCAGCAGCGCCAUCCCAGCCAUCCACUCCGCUGCCACCAGCAGGGCAAACCCCAGCACCCACCCCUGGCUCCGUCCCGAACGCCAUGCAGACGCAGAGCACCCCCACGGUGCAGGCAGCUGCCCAGGCUCAGCUCACUCCACAGCCUCCUACUCCUGUGCCCAGCCAAUCUGUGCCGACCCCACAGCCAGCUCAGCUGCAACCAACAUCUGUACAUGCAGCAGCUCCUGGCACUCCACUUUCACAGGCAGCUGCAAGUGUUGACAACCGUGUGCCUACUCCUGCCUCGGUAGCCAGCACAGACAACCAAUCAGCCCCUGAUCAUCCAGCGAUUGAUGUCAAACAAGAAAUCAAAACUGAGGAGUCAGAGCCCAGUGAGAACCCAAUGGAGCCCAAAACAGAGGUGGAAGAAGAAGUACCCGCUCAGGUAAAGGAAGAACUAGUUGAAGGAACAGAGACAAAAACGGAACCAAUGGAAGUUGAGGAAAAGAAGCCAGAGGUAAAGGUAGAAACCAAGGAAGAGGAAGAGAAUUCAAGCAGUAGCACUACACCUCCGUCCACAUCGCCUUCUCAGCCACGGAAAAAGAUAUUUAAACCAGAGGAGCUACGUCAAGCCUUGAUGCCUACCCUUGAAGCACUAUAUCGACAAGAUCCGGAGUCAUUGCCUUUCCGGCAACCCGUCGAUCCUCAGUUGCUGGGCAUACCAGAUUACUUUGAUAUUGUGAAGAACCCCAUGGACUUGUCAACCAUAAAGCGGAAACUUGAUACGGGGCAGUACCAGGAGCCAUGGCAGUAUGUGGAUGACGUGUGGCUCAUGUUCAAUAAUGCCUGGCUGUAUAACCGCAAGACUUCCCGGGUUUACAAGUACUGCAGCAAGCUUGCCGAGGUGUUCGAGCAGGAGAUCGACCCUGUUAUGCAGUCACUGGGCUACUGCUGUGGACGGAAGUUUGAGUUCUCCCCACAGACAUUGUGUUGUUACGGGAAGCAGCUUUGUACAAUCCCUCGUGAUGCCGCCUACUUCAGCUAUCAGAACAGGUAUCACUUCUGUGAAAAGUGUUUCACUGAGAUUCAGGGGGACAACGUAACUCUGGGAGAAGAUCCUUCCCAGCCUCAAACGACAAUCUCCAAAGAACAGUUUGAGAAAAAGAAGAACGACAUGCUGGAUGCUGAGCCGUUUGUGGAUUGUAAAGAAUGUGGCAGGAAAAUGCAUCAGAUUUGUGUGCUACACUAUGACAUCAUUUGGCCAUCUGGAUUUGUCUGUGAUAACUGUCUGAAGAAAACUGGAAGGGCACGGAAGGAGAACAAGUUCUGUUCAAAGAGACUCCAGACAACUCGACUAGGAAGUCAUCUGGAGGACCGUGUCAACAAGUUCCUUCGGCGGCAGAAUCAUCCUGAAGCUGGAGAGGUUUCGGUCAAGGUGGUGGCCAGUUCUGAUAAGAUAGUGGAAGUCAAGCCCGGCAUGAAAUCCAGGUUUGUUGACACAGGUGAGAUGCCGGAGUCCUUCCCUUAUCGUACUAAGGCACUUUUCGCCUUUGAGGAGAUUGAUGGGGUGGAUGUGUGCUUCUUUGGGAUGCAUGUUCAGGAAUACGGAUCAGAUUGCCCGCUUCCCAACACCAGACGUGUGUACAUCUCAUACCUGGACAGUAUUCACUUCUUCCGGCCACGCAGCCUUCGAACAGCGGUUUACCAUGAGAUACUCAUUGGCUAUCUGGAAUAUGUGAAGAAACUUGGCUAUGUCACGGGACAUAUCUGGGCCUGUCCCCCUAGUGAAGGAGAUGAUUAUAUCUUUCAUUGUCACCCAGCUGACCAGAAAAUUCCAAAACCGAAACGUUUACAGGAAUGGUACAAAAAGAUGCUGGAUAAAGCUUUCGCAGAGCGUAUUAUACAUGACUACAAGGACAUCUUUAAGCAGGCCACAGAGGAUCGCCUUACCAGUGCCAAGGAGCUUCCGUAUUUUGAAGGGGACUUUUGGCCUAACGUGCUGGAAGAGAGCAUCAAAGAACUAGAACAGGAGGAAGAAGAGAGGAAAAAGGAGGAGAGCACGGCAGCCUGUGAGAUCCCCGAGGUAAGGAUUACGCAGGGCUGCCAGGGCGACAGCAAAAAUGCCAAGAAGAAAAACAACAAAAAGACCAACAAGAAUAAAAGCAGCAUGAGCCGGGCUAACAAGAAGAAAACUAGCAUGCCCAAUGUGUGCAAUGAUCUGAGCCAGAAGCUGUAUGCCACCAUGGAGAAGCAUAAAGAGGUGUUUUUUGUGAUCCACUUCUACGCGGGUCCAGUGAUCAACUCCCUUCCUCCUAUUGUGGAUCCGGAUCCACUUCUGAGCUGUGACUUGAUGGAUGGGCGUGAUGCAUUUCUGACUCUGGCCCGUGACAAGCACUGGGAGUUCUCCUCGUUGCGUCGAUCCAAGUGGUCCACGCUGUGCAUGUUGGUGGAGCUGCACACACAGGGACAAGACCGAUUUGUGUAUACCUGUAACGAAUGCAAGAACCACGUGGAGACGCGCUGGCACUGUACUGUAUGUGAGGAUUAUGAUCUGUGUGUGAACUGUUACAACCUGAAGUGUCAUGAGCACAAGAUGGUCAAGUGGGGCCUGGGUCUGGAUGACGAGAGCAAUGGUCAAGGAGAAGCGCAGUCUAAGAGUCCACAGGAAUCAAGGCGUCUGAGCAUCCAGCGCUGUAUCCAGUCAUUGGUGCAUGCUUGCCAGUGUCGCAAUGCCAACUGCUCGCUGCCUUCAUGUCAGAAGAUGAAGAGGGUCGUUCAGCAUACAAAGGGUUGCAAGCGCAAGACGAACGGCGGGUGUCCUGUCUGCAAGCAGCUUAUUGCAUUGUGUUGCUACCAUGCAAAGCAUUGCCAGGAGAACAAAUGUCCGGUCCCCUUCUGUCUCAACAUCAAGCAAAAGCUACGGCAGCAACAGCUACAGCACAGACUGCAGCAGGCCCAGCUCAUGAGGCGGCGUAUGGCCACCAUGAACACACGAACCGUUCCUCAACAGCCUCUACCUUCCCCUACGCCUGCAACUCCUGGCACACCCACACAACAGCCCAGUACUCCACAAACUCCACAGCCUGCCCCUCAGCCCUCUCCUGGAGGAAUGGCCUCACCAGGCUUCCCUAGUGUGGCUAGGCCUCAACCUACCAACGUGGCAUCACAAGGGAAGCCAUCAAACUCAUUGCCCGUAGCGCCGCCUACCCAGCCACCUCCAGCUGCUGUUGCAGCCGCCCGUCAGAUAGAGCUGGAGGCACAGCAACAGCAGCAGCUGUAUCGGGUUACGAAUAUUGAUGGCAUGCCUGGCGUACGCCCAGGCAUGGUAAAUCCAACUGUUGGACCAGUAAAUUCUUUGCAGCAAAUGGGUAUGAAUGUGCCACGCCCUGCUCCAAUCAAACCCCCUCCCAUCAUCACGGGUAUGCAGCCAGGAGGACAGUGGCCUGCCAAUCCAAUGCCUCAACAGACUCAAUUACAGCAGAGUAUCCAGCGUCCAGCCGUGAUGCAAAUGACUGCUGCCCAGCAGGUAGUGGCUGGGCCUCGAAUGCAAGGCGUUCCACAGCAGCAGCCACGCAACAUAUCGCCCAACGCUUUGCAAGACCUUCUACGUACCCUCAAGUCGCCCAGCUCUCCCCAGCAGCAACAGCAGGUGCUCAACAUCCUUAAAUCGAACCCUCAGUUAAUGGCUGCUUUUAUUAAGCAAAGAACUGCGAAAUAUGUGGCCAAUCAGCCCGGCAUGCAGCCUCAACAGGCGCCACAACAGCCACCGCAGCAGCCCGGCAUGCAUCCUCAGCCCGGUCUGCAGAACAUGAAUCCCAUGCAAGUUGGGAUGCAGAGGCCCAAUGUUCCUCAGCAGCAGCCAGGGAUGAACCCACAGAGCCAGGGCAUGGGCCUUAUGACUUCAGGUCACAAUCCCAGUCUAGCAAAUAUGAACCCGCAGUAUCGCGAAAUCUUACGACGGCAGAUAAUGCAGCAGCAACAGGGCGGAGCAGGCAUGGCAGGUGGAAUGGCAGCUCACGGGCAGUUCCAGCAACCACAAGGAGGGUACCCACAGUCUCAGCAAGCGCUACAGCAACAACGUAUGCAACACCUCUCCAUUCAGAGUGGAGCCAUGGGACAGAUGCCGCAGAUGGCACAGCAAGGGUUGGGCACCGAUGGGACACCGACAACCCUCCAGCAAGCAUUACGGAUCCAGCAGCAGCUCAAGCAGCAGAUUGCUUCCUCCGGCCAGCCUAAUCCCAUGAGUCCUCAGCAGCAUCUCCUGACGGGCCAGCCCCCGAAUACUCAUCUUCCCCCUGGCCAACAGAUUGCCACCUCCCUGAGCAAUCAGGUGCGCUCGCCUGCCCCCGUCCAGUCUCCCCGCCCUCAGUCGCAGCCUCCACAUUCCAGCCCUUCACCCCGUGUACAGCCGCAGCCUUCUCCUCACCACGUCUCGCCGCAGACGGGCUCGCCUCACCCAGGCCUGGCAGCUUCGAUAGGAACCUCCUUAGACCAGGGCCACCUGGGAAACCCCGAACAGAGCGCCAUGCUUCCCCAGCUGAACCCUCCCAACCGUGGCGCCCUGACGAAUGACUUGUCUCUUGUGGGAGAUACUUCAGGGGAUACCUUGGAAAAAUUUGUUGAGGGAUUGUAGCAUCCCCCUUCCCCCAAAAAAAAUAAAAACAGCAGCGAACUGGAGAACUGCAAUGGUGGAUGGGAAGGGGGGCUCUUGUCUCGCUCUCUGCCUCCCCAUUUGUUAUAUAUAAAUAUAAAUAUAUAAAUAUCUAUCCCCCCCCCUCCCCCAUUCCUUCCACCCCUCAAUGGACUUUGUUAUAAUUUUUAUUUGCCUACUCAUUGCUGGUCUGCACAUCAGGGACACCGGGCCUCAGUCUGGACUGAGACCACCGCCCAUUGCCAGAUUCCAUGCCGGCACUGUUGGAGAGGAUGGCAGAGCGCUGCUGAGCACCGCCUUCACCUUUCUCUGGCACUGUCAGUGGCUGCUCUGAGUUUCGACACAGUUGAACCUAUUUGUGUAUCUGAAGAAUUUCAGUUUUAUGUGUUUUUUUUGUUCUUUCUUUCUCUUGGAAGCCGACCAGAAGGCCAAAAUUUAAGACGUCUCCACCGCCUGGUCUGACAAGGGGAAUAUCCGGCCCAGGAGCGAUUUUAUAGAGGGAACUACCCUUCUUUCAUCCUCACGGGGGGGGGGCGGAGGUGGGGGUGAAACAUUUCCUUCCCUGCCAGAUCGGUGCGGUAUUGCGUCUGGCAGUGAAGGGGUGAACUCUUAAUUACGCUGACGUGUGUAAUUAUAUCCUUUUUCUUCUUUUUUGAGGACUGUCUUAUUGGGGGGGUGUUCUCCUGCAGCUUCAAGAGCCUAAAACAAAGUAGUGGACGAGGUUUCACUUUUUGCCACUUGUAACUACAUCGAUCUUUUCCAAUCUGGGAUUUUUAUUUUUAAUUUUUUAUUUUUGGACCGCUUUUAAAGAGGGUGAAGGAUGCUGUAAAAAAAAAACACAAAAAACUGUCAUGGUUUACUUUACUUUCCCCCUUUCUGGGGAAAAAAAAACCCAGACAUCAGAAAGCUCUUCCACCCGAUAUUCCCAGCAUAACCCCUCCUCCUCCCCCCCUGUACAGUCUUUUUCUGCGAAGCCGAAAUCGUGCAAUCCGAUUUCACCACUCUCUAGAAAAAUUACCCCCCCCCCCCCCCCCCUUUAUUUUAUUAUAAUUUUUUUUUUUUUUUGUAACUGCUGGGGCAUGAAAAACGGAAAACUGGUCCCUCGCAACUUUUUUUUUUUUUUUUUUUUGAACUGUGUAUAAAUAAAAAAGAGGGAAAAAAAAAAAAAAAACAAUGGAGAGAAUCGAGAUCCGAGCAAUCAGUGCGGAAAUCAUGCUGGUUCUACCCCUUUUUGAAUAGGCGCAAAACAAGGCGGGAAACACAACGUAAAAAAAAAAAAAAAAAGACUUGAAUCAUUGUACAGAAUGGUAGAACGCGUGACGAGACGUUGGGAGCAUUUCUUAA
Molecule: messenger RNA, 9663 nt
Organism: Bufo bufo (common toad)
Lineage: Eukaryota; Metazoa; Chordata; Amphibia; Anura; Bufonidae
Gene: CREBBP
Product: CREB binding protein
Exons: 31
Coding region: 1048-8301 (2417 amino acids)
Biological process (GO): positive regulation of transcription by RNA polymerase II
Cellular component (GO): nucleus; transcription regulator complex; histone acetyltransferase complex
Molecular function (GO): chromatin DNA binding; histone acetyltransferase activity; protein binding
Source: RefSeq, a predicted model, not a curated record